This is a messenger RNA of Rubroshorea leprosula, 2482 nucleotides long. Lineage: Eukaryota; Viridiplantae; Streptophyta; Magnoliopsida; Malvales; Dipterocarpaceae. The record is from the annotation of a GenBank genome assembly.
AGAAGCCCCUCUUCUCUUCUCCGCCGUCUGAAUCUCUUCGGUGGAAGGGGAACGGACACGGAAAUGCCGUUCAUAUCGAGGAUAAACAGGCAGUCUGAUUACAACAUCUUCUCCCCGUCGACUCCUAUCGUAAUCGACAAUGGCGCUUCCUAUUUUCGCAUCGGGUGGGCGGGAGAGACGGACCCUCGAGUUAUUUUCCGCAAUAUUGUUCAGAGACCCCGUCACAAAGUCACCGGAGAAACCGUGACUAUAGUUGGUGACCAUGAUCCUGGACUGCUGAAAUACUUUGAUUGUACACGCUCAGGGCCCCGAUCGGCUUUUGAUAGCAAUGUUGUUUAUCAGUUUGAGAUUAUGGAAUAUAUUCUUGACUUUGGUUUUGAUCGGAUGGGUGCUAUUGGAUCUCAGAUCGAUCAUCCUGUCCUGAUCACAGAAUGUGUCUGCAACCCAGUUCACUCUCGCAGUAAAAUGGCAGAACUUCUUUUUGAGAGUUAUGGAGUUCCUUCAAUAGCUUUUGGUGUUGAUGCUGCUUUCAGCUAUAAAUAUAAUCAGCAGCAUGGAAUUUGUGAUAAAGAUGGUCUUGCAAUCUCCCCGGGAUUUAGCACAAGCCAUGUCAUUCCAUUUGUUAACGGAGAGCCUGUUUACAAAGGAUGCUGCCGAACUAAUGUUGGUGGAUUCCAUGUCACUGACUAUUUGAAGCAACUUCUUUCACUCAAGCAUCCCCAUCACAUGGCUAGGUUAACAUGGGAGAAGGUUGAAGACCUGAAGAUGGAACAUUGCUAUAUUGCACCAGACUAUGCUGAAGAAGCUCAAUUAUUUCAGAAGGGGGGCAAGGAAGUUGAAGAUAAAACAAGGUAUUGGCAGCUGCCAUGGGUACCACCACCAACGGAGGAACCUCCUUCUGAAGAAGAGCUUGCAAGAAAAGCAGCUAUAAAGGAAAGACAAGGCCAAAGAUUGAGAGAAAUGGCUGAAGCAAAGAGGUCUUCAAGAAUAAAUGAACUAGAAAAUGAAUUGAAUAAUUUGGAAUUUCUUUUGCAGCAACUUGAACAAGUGGAAGAGAAAGCUAUUCCAUCUUUCCUUUCAGACACUGGCUAUGUCUCCAAGCAGGAAAUUGAAUCUGCUGUUUUGAAAGUGAAUGCAUCAUUAAGAAAAGCAAAAGGUGAACCAAAACAAGCUGAAAAUGAGGAGAAGGCUGAUGCAUCAACCAAUGGAAAAUAUCCUCUUAUCAAUGUCCCUGACAACUUGUUGACCCCUGAGCAGCUCAAGGAAAAAAAGAGGCAGAUUUUUCUUAAAACCACAACUGAGGGCAGGCAACGAGCCAAACAGAAACGUUUUGAGGAGGAAUUAGAACGAGAGAAGAAAAAUCAGCUAGAAGAAGAAAGACGCUUGGAGAACCCAGAGCUUUAUCUAGAACAGAUGCGAGUUAAAUAUAAAGACCUUUAUGAGAGAGUUGAGCAGCGAAAACGACUAAAGACAAAUGGAGGUCAUACCAAUGGAAAUAAUUUGUCUGGGGGGGUUGGCCGUGGUGAGAGAUUGAACGCUGCUCAGAGGGAGAGGAUGCGCCUCUUAACUACAGCAGCCUUUGACCGAGGGAAGGGUGAGGAUACUUUUGGUGCUAGAGAUGAAGAUUGGCAACUUUACAAGCUGAUGAGCAAAGAUCACGAUGAUGAUGAAGAUGGAGCAGAUGGGGAUGAGACAGAACUAGCCCGCAUCUCCUCUAGGCUGCAGGAGAUAGACCCAACAUUUGUUCCCAAGCGAGAAUCGACACCUUCACAGCCUUCAGCUGAGGUACCCCGUAUUCGUCCUCUCACCAAGGAAGAUUGCCAAAUUGUGAUAGGGGUUGAAAGGUUCCGAUGCCCGGAAGUGUUAUUUUGUCCAAACUUGAUUGGGAUUGAUCAGGUAGGCUUAGAUGAGAUGGUUGGUGUCUCACUGCGAAGGAUGCCAUCUGAGGAUGCAUGUCUUGUGGAUAGAUUAACCAGUUCAAUUCUUAUGACUGGUGGAAGCUGUCUCCUACCUGGUAUGGGUGAGCGCUUGGAAGCUGGAAUACGGAUGAUUCGACCAUGUGGUUCGCCUAUUAAGGUAGUGAGGGCAUUAGAUCCCAUCCUUGAUGCAUGGCGCGGUGCUUCUGUUUAUGCCUCAAGUUUGCUAUUCCCACAGCAAACUUUUAGUAAGAUGGAUUACUACGAGAAGGGAGAAUACUGGCUUCGAGGGUAUCAACCACGGUACUCAUUAUGAUUCGUUUUGUCAUGCAGGCAUGCAACAUUUGAAUAGCUUAGGUUCAAUUUCCAUGUUAUUCUUCUACUUACCAAGCACAAGAAUAUCUUAACUCCCAAUGUUGCUUUUAUAGUUAUAAUUUAUACAUUUCAAUGCAGCUUAUCAUGUCUAGUGGAUUGUUUAGCUCAUUUAAACUCAUGAUGUGUAAAUUUAAGCUGUGAUUUACAGAAGCUGAGUCAUUUUCUGCAGUAAAUAUACAUCUUGGGACCUC